Molecule: messenger RNA, 3394 nt
Organism: Purpureocillium takamizusanense
Lineage: Eukaryota; Fungi; Ascomycota; Sordariomycetes; Hypocreales; Ophiocordycipitaceae
Exons: 4
Coding region: 997-2754 (585 amino acids)
Biological process (GO): DNA-templated transcription
Cellular component (GO): nucleus
Molecular function (GO): DNA-binding transcription factor activity, RNA polymerase II-specific; DNA binding; zinc ion binding
Source: RefSeq, a predicted model, not a curated record
GAUUUCUCUCUCCCCCACCACACUCCUCACGUCGUUCGCCGACGUCAACUAAAGCUCCCGAGACGACCAGGCCUCGCCCUGGUCCUGCGGCGCACUUGCCUCGCCUCGUCCCGCGUCGAGGCUAAUCGCUUAUCCUUUUGCCUGUUUCCCCGUCCGGCCCUGCUCCGGCGCCCCAGCCUGGAGCAUGAAUGGCGCCCCUCCCGCCGCGGGGGGCGGUGAUGCCGGCCGCCCCGGCCACGAAGCCAACAACACCACCUCCUCCGACUCGGCCGCCUCUGCCGCCACCGCGGCCCAUGCGCGCUCUCGCAAAUUCAUCAUACAGAGCACCUUUGGCAACCCCAGGGAGCGAAGGAGCCGCAAGAACCGCCCCUGCGAUGCCUGUCGCAGACGCAAGACAGCUUGUGUCAUCACCUUGGAGCCGCCCUGUACGCAUUCCCGAGCCUUGCUCGCACUUCCCCCCCCUCCCCGCUUCCCCUGCUUGUGCGUAUACCGGGCUCCUGGCCGUGACAUGCAUCACAUGCACGUGUCUUGGGUCCUUCAUGAUGGGGCCGUUGGUUGUGCGUCCCGCCCGCUGCAGACCACAUCGGCCAACAACUGUCGGCGAGCUCGGGCCUUCAUGCUGAGGUUGUCCACGGUCAGCCAACGCAGGGGGUCCAAAGCUUAAUCUGAAUUUCGAGACCCUUUCCAUGUAAUGCUGCGCCCGUCCGAGAGCCGCGAUGUUAACCAGCGACCCCUUGUCCAGGUGUGUUCUGCGAUAGUAGGGGCAUCCCAUGUGAAUCGACAACUGUGGCAGGCUUCGGGGACGGCCCUCCCCAACCGCCCCAGGAAAGAGGUGCUACCAAUGCACCUGCACAGCCUCCGCAGAGGAAGCCUCUUGAAGGUUCGGCGGCAGCGCACAAGCUACCCUUGCCAGGCGUUCGCAGGGAAUCCAAUGACCUCCUCACCCCCAGUACUGGGCACGAAAGCCCGGCAGGCUCUGCCUCUUCGCCGUACGGGAUGAGCAUGGUGAUAGACCAGCCCGCUCAUACACCAUCGUACCGGGAUCCUUCUGCUUUAAUCCACCAGAACCUGGUUUACCACUCAAGCCCGUCGACAGUGAACUCAGAUCCCCACCGUGCUGCUGAAACGGCGUCAGUUGUCUCCGUCACUUCACCUGAGGCAGCACAGCAGACACAUACUCUGGAAGACAUCCCCGGCCGUUGUGCCUACUUUAUGGGACCCACGUCGGAACAGGAUGGCUUCCUGCUGGACGCAUUUCGUUACGGCAUCCUCGGCGAAAAGUACAACCUGGACGCCAAUAUCGCCCAAGUCCAUCCGGGGAGCGCUUUGCGCGAUGAUCAACCUGUGCACUUUCUUUUCCUAGAGAUUGAGCAUCCGGACCACGUCAAUCGAGCAAGACAGGAUGCCUCGGACUCCAUCGAGGCUAAAGUUUGGCCUUACGGUGAGAACUUAAUCCGGCUAUACUUUCGACAUGUCCACCCUAUCUUCCCCAUUGUAUCCAAGGUGCGUUUCUUGCGCAGAUAUCAAGCCGACAAGAAGAGCAUCCCCGCCUGCUUGCGAGGUGCUAUCUACGCACUGGCAUCAGUUUUUUGGAGCUACGAUGGUGCCCUGCGGGGGACGCCCGCCUCCUUUCAGCAGUAUGAGCUCGUCGAUUAUGCUCAUCAGGCUUUGAGACGAGAGAUUGAGAACCCCAAUCUCUUCGUCCUUCAAGCGUGCCUCUUGCUCAUCCACGUCACACCCCCGACCAUUGACAGCAUGGAGGCUCCAACAACCUGGACGUUUGCCGCCCAGGCAACGGCCUGCGCUCAGAUGAUUGGCCUUCACCUCGAACCGAGUCAAUGGAACAUCAACGCGACGGAGAAGCAUCUGCGCCGGAAGCUCUGGUGGGCCACAUUUUACUCUGAUUGCUGGUCUUCCAUCUGCUUCGGCAACCCCCCUCACAUUGCCUGCACAUCGUACAACACGGCACCGCUCACCAUGGAGGACGUGAGAUGUGACGAAGACGUCCCUGAAGACCUCCAGUACCUCGUCGAGCAGCCGGACGCGAGCUUCGAGGUUUCCGCUGGCGCCCGAUUCAUGCAAAUGAUUCACAUUGCUCGGCUGCUUCGUACAGUGCUUGACAGCAGUUUCCAAGUGAACACGAGUGCGAGGACGAUCAACGAUACAUUGGACGCGCAGAGCGAACUCAUCACGGUGCAGGCGAAAUUACGUGAUUGGACAAGCCUCAUACCAUCCUGCCUUGUCGUGCAAAAGGAUGAGAGGGUGCGAUCCCACGUCACGUCCUACAACUGCCCUCUUCAUCUGUCUUUUUAUGCUGCUCAAGUUUUGCUUUAUCGUGCCUUGAUGCAUCCUCCAACGAGGCAAGCCAAGACGACACCCGGCUCGAAUCUUCGCAGAUGGUUCCCCGAAGCGCUUCUUGCUUUUGAAGCGUUUGUGGAAUUUCUGUCAUGCGUUAACAAGGCCGACUUGUUUGGAUUUUGGGGUCGUCAUGCUCGGUCUCAGCUUAUUCUAUGCGGGAACUUCCUUGUGUUCCUCUUUAUGCUGGCAUCGGAACGCCGUGACAUAGAGCGCGCAUACCGUCUACUGGAGAGCUUUCACGGGACAAUGCAUGCUCUGUGGGACGUGGACCACGUACAAAUCAACACACUGCUUCGGGCAGCGACAAUCCGAAUAGAUUCAUUUUUCGCGCAAGCGGCAGAGAUAAUGCGCAGCGGAGGCGAUGGGAACAUAUCGGCCGCGCAGCCAAAUCAUUAGGCAGAUACCAGGAAUGGUUCAUGGCAGUCGUCGGUGGAGAUUGUUGUAACGAUCCUCACGUUGGCCAGGACCUGCGAUUUAGUCACUUAGGGAUAACUUUGUGUGGGUAAAAAGCAUCUGUUAGGAUGGCACUCCAAUACGGAGCAAAGCGUUCCUGUCUCCAACAGUUGGGACAGGAAGAAGGGGUGUUGACAAGUGAGUGAUUUGUUGACUAGACUAGAUGCAUACUACGAGGUGGCACUUUAUGAGCCUAUGAAUAUAUGUCGGGAACGGCCGCACGAGGUUGACAACAUCCGCUCACUCAUGGGCCUGGCGGCGCAAGACGCCCACGUCUCCUCGCUAGCAGUGAGGCCGACCGCGGGGAGGUUGACGUGCGGGAGCCUGACGAUGUUUGGGUCGACAGUGUUAUAUGUGCGGCAGUGGCGAUGCGGCGGCGCCUCUGAAGCGGCGGUAGCUCACGACAGCGCACCGCCGGACUACCUCUCGGCGGCGGACCUGUGCCGCAAGCGUUGUCUAGGAGCACGGUGGCGGGAAUACAUGUACCGACUCGUCUUCGUUGUGAUGCUUUAAAGAACAGCCUCGUAUCGACGACCACGGUCUAUCUGAUCCUGGCAACCUGGACGAUGGGGACCAGCGCUUG